Mytilinidion resinicola is the source of this 741-nucleotide messenger RNA. RefSeq names its product nucleotide-diphospho-sugar transferase. Gene Ontology annotation, cellular component: endoplasmic reticulum membrane. Gene Ontology annotation, biological process: protein O-linked glycosylation via mannose; GPI anchor biosynthetic process. Bases 1 to 741 code for a protein of 246 amino acids. Gene Ontology annotation, molecular function: dolichyl-phosphate beta-D-mannosyltransferase activity. NCBI's taxonomy places the organism in Eukaryota, Fungi, Ascomycota, Dothideomycetes, Mytilinidiales, Mytilinidiaceae. The record is from RefSeq and is a predicted model, not a curated record. The transcript is spliced from 3 exons.
AUGGCGCCCAAAUCCAAGACAACGCCCAAGAAGAACAAGUACUCCAUCCUCCUGCCGACCUACAACGAACGCCGCAACCUUCCAAUUAUAACCUGGCUGCUCAACCGCACCUUCACCGAAAACAACAUCGACUGGGAACUCAUAAUCGUCGACGACGGCUCGCCCGACGGCACCCAAGAAAUCGCCCUCCAGCUCCAAAAAGCCUACCCCAACCGCAUCCAGCUGCGCGCACGCGCCGGCAAGCUCGGCCUCGGCACCGCGUACGUCCACGGCCUGCAGUAUGCGACGGGCAACUUCGUCGUCAUCAUGGACGCGGACUUCUCGCACCACCCCAAGUUCCUGCCCGAGAUGAUCGCGAAGCAGAAGGAGGGCGACUACGAUAUCGUGACCGGGACGCGGUAUGCCGGAAACGGCGGCGUGUACGGGUGGGACUUGAAGCGGAAGUUUGUGAGCAGGGGAGCGAAUUUGUUCGCGGAUACGGUGCUGCGCCCGGGGGUGAGCGAUUUGACGGGGAGCUUCCGGCUGUAUAAGAAGGAGGUGCUGCAGCGGGUGAUUGGGAGCACGGAGAGUAAGGGGUAUACGUUUCAGAUGGAGAUGAUGGUGCGGGCGAAGGGGAUGGGGUGUAGUGUGGCGGAGGUGCCGAUUAGCUUUGUAGAUCGGGUGUAUGGGGAGAGUAAGUUGGGCGGGGAUGAGAUUGUGGAGUAUGCGAAGGGGGUGUUGAAUCUGUGGUUGAAGGUGUAG